Molecule: messenger RNA, 1347 nt
Organism: Orbilia oligospora ATCC 24927
Lineage: Eukaryota; Fungi; Ascomycota; Orbiliomycetes; Orbiliales; Orbiliaceae
Exons: 2
Coding region: 1-1347 (448 amino acids)
Source: RefSeq, a predicted model, not a curated record
AUGGCCAAAGUCAAGCUAUCUCUUACAUCCAUUCCUCUCGACGCCAUCUACCAAAUUCUACAUACAAUCGAUAAUAAACCCGACCUCGACAAUCUCUGUCUCGCCUUCCCUUAUAUAGGAGAAAUUGUCGCAGAAAACACCCAUAUCGUCAAGCAACUAUAUUGGAAGGAGAUCCAAAAUGACUUCUUCGCGCCUCUCGCAUUGUUGAACUCGACGUUGAACAAAUCAGAUGAAGCUUCACAAUUAUUGCAGUCGCUAGUUCCACCAAAACACUCCGAAGAUGGCGACGACGAAACGAGUACCCAAGACCCAAAUAUACAACUAACCCCAGCGGCUCUGGUUAAGACACUUAGCCCGCAAGCUACUUUUAACAUGACAAUCACCCAUAUGCAGAUAGAAAAACUCGCCUAUAUAUUCAUGAAAAACCAACUUGAAUCUCACUACCCACCACCCCAGAUUUACCGUUCCCCGACGUGGGGUGAAAGAACGAGAGUCAUCAUGGCGAUCUAUAGAGCGCACAUCAUGGUCGCCAUGCGAUUCGUGAAUCAUCCGAAAUUUCCAAUAUCGAGCUCAACGUACAAUACCUAUCUCGAGAUUUCUGAAAAAAUGAUACCACAAAUCCAACAGGAGGUAUUCUAUAUCUUGUGGGAUCAGUGGAAUUAUUGGGAUUUCAAAGAGGUGGGUGUUGUUCUUGAUAAACUCUGGUCUGAGCUUCCAAUGGCGGUUUAUAGGGAAGCCUUGGGGAAGGGGCUAGGUGUGGACUGCAAUCUGUUCGAAGCAUUGCAUCGGCAGGUACGCCGUAAAAAAGAAUCGCCAUCGAGACAAACAGAAGCCGAAUGGAUGGAUGAUUCGAUUUCAUUUAUGUUCUCAAUGCGGGAUUGGAACCCAGGAAAACAUGUGGAGUUUCUAGAGAACCUGGGAAAUCGAAAAAAAUCAGCAGACUGGCUUUUCGCCACCGCAAACGAUGGUGAUUGCUUAUUCCCGUGGAUUGACUGGGAUGAUACUCCAAACUGCCAUAAAAUGAACGUUGCCCUCAGAACCCAUCUUUACUUCACGACUGCUCUUAGAAUACGGUAUUUGGAAACUGAAGAGAUCACAAAAGAAACAUAUACUAGGCCCGGUCAGACUUGGUAUUGCCGCCCACCUCCACGGCGGCUGAUUAAGGGCAUAACCGGACAAAUAGCUGUACCAAGGAUUAAAGAUACUAAAUAUUCGCGUGUAUCUAGGACCUGGAUUUCGCCGAAUCAGGAGAAUGUGUGUGCUAUGGUUGUAGACUGCCUAUGGGACGAUUGGAGGUUGAAAGAAUGGGGGUAUUUCCUUCCAGAGUUUUUGGGGGACGGGUCUUAG